GCCAGCAGCUCCUCCCUUGCGUGGCCGCCGCGCCCCCCCGCGCCGCAUCAAACAAAUGGGGCGCUUUCUGGACUGAUGAUAUGGACAAAUCGGGCUCCGAUCCGGAUGAGAAGGCCUACCCCUUCGACGCAAGGCAAACCGAGGAGGAGGAGAAUGCGAACGCCACGGUGUCCGCGCCGCCGGAAGAUACCACAGAGACGCCCAGCCGGAGGAAUUUGGUCACCAAGAGUCAAUCUUUCCUCCGGGCGAGGCUGUCGAUGCCGGACCGCAUCGAAAUCUCGCGGAUGCGCGAGGAAUACCUGCAGCGGAAGCCCGGCUACUGCUUCUCUGCUCGACACCAGCCUCUGAGGGUUGAGAUUUACUUGCUCUUGGAGGAGCCGACGAGCAGUCGAUCGGCCAAGAUGUUAUCCAUCGUGGUCUUUGUGUGUAUCAUUCUGUCCAUCGCCCUUUUCAUGCUCGAGACCAUGCCGGAGCUCAAGGAUGUGCCAGAUGAAUUCUGGGUGGCUUCGGAGUGCUUCUUCACCAUCGUCUUCAUGGUGGAGUACAUGACCAGACUUUUGGUCUGCGAUGUCUCGGGCGUUUCGGCGUGGGCGUUCAUCAGGACGCCGAUGAAUAUCGUGGACGUGGUGGCCGUGUUGCCUUUCUUUGUGAUCCUCGCGCUCUCCAAUGUGGGUAAAGCCAUAGGCUUCAUCCGGGCGGUGCGCCUGGUACGGCUGUUUCGGAUCUUCAAGCUAGGGCGGUACUCCACCGGCUUGAAGAUGAUGAUGGUGGCCCUAGGCAAUAGUGGGCAAGCGCUCAGCGUCUUGGUCUUCUUCCUGGGGAUCGGCUGUGUGCUCUUCUCCAGCAUGGUCUAUCAUUUGGAGAAGCUCUCCUGCCCUGAUCAGACCAACUUUAAUACCACUGAGCUCUCGACCUACAAGGAGGAGUGUACGGACAAGCUGCGGCGGGUCUCGCAGUACGGGUUGUGCUGCAACGAGCAGAACGUCCCGCUGGAGUUCCCGUCGAUUCUGUCCACCUUCUGGUGGACCAUAGUCACCAUGUCCACCGUGGGCUACGGCGACAUAGCACCGCGGACCCCGCCCGGGAAGCUUGCAGGUGCUGUGACGAUGUGCUCGGGGAUCUUGCUCUUUGCGCUGCCCAUCGCCCUAAUUGGCUCCCGCUUUCAGGAAGCCUACAACAUGGCCGUCUCCAGGGAUAGCCCAUCGCUGCAGGUCCGAAAGAGAUCCAAGGACCGUGAUGAGCCGCCCUUCAAGAUCAUGAGCACCCGGCUGCGAUUGCUGCGCUUCAGCAAUACCUCCAUGACGCGCUUGGCCAAAGAACUGUCGAAGGAGCUUGAAGAGGCCUCCGAAAUGCAGGAGGACAUCCGCAUGUUCGAACGGGCGGAGAAGGAGCUCCAGAAGGAGGUCCUCAAGAGCGGACUGCAAGUCGUCAGCCGUCUCCAGUUCCACGUGGACGCCGCCAAGGUUGGGGCAACGACCACGGCGUCCAGUGCGCCCAGUGGAGGUCUGGCCGAGGGUCGCUCCAAUGCGGCGCCAGCCUCCCCGCCGCUGCCGGAGGUGGUGCUGCCGCACCAGCGCAUGGUGGAGCCAGACCGCGAGGUGGUGGUGCCGGACCGGUCGAGGCUGGGGAAGAUGGUGUCCUUCGACGUGCCGCGUCAGGGUGGUUGAUGUCAACCGGGAGGCACCGACCAGGCUGCUGCGGCCGAUGAAGUGAUGCCAGGGACCAGGACGUCGAACCCACGGAGAUGGAGGCGGAUCCACCCACAAACUCAAGACCUCCG
Messenger RNA from Durusdinium trenchii, 1780 nucleotides. Lineage: Eukaryota; Dinophyceae; Suessiales; Symbiodiniaceae. The record is from the annotation of a GenBank genome assembly.